Molecule: messenger RNA, 1201 nt
Organism: Cannabis sativa
Lineage: Eukaryota; Viridiplantae; Streptophyta; Magnoliopsida; Rosales; Cannabaceae
Product: dolichol-phosphate mannosyltransferase subunit 1
Exons: 10
Coding region: 267-995 (242 amino acids)
Biological process (GO): GPI anchor biosynthetic process; protein O-linked glycosylation via mannose
Cellular component (GO): endoplasmic reticulum membrane
Molecular function (GO): dolichyl-phosphate beta-D-mannosyltransferase activity
Source: RefSeq, a predicted model, not a curated record
CUUCAUUUCUUUCUUUCUCUCUCUUCCAAAACCAUUCUGAGGAGCCAAUUACACGCCGUGAUCGCUCAGCCACUGACCCGCCGUCGCCGCCACCAAACACGACCGCCGCCCGAAGAGGACAACAACACCAUCAAGCGACCAACACGAUCACGCAUUGAGAAGAACAAUUUGUGGUUUGCAAAGUGGACUCACUCUCAGUAUUGAUUAGUAAGUAUCUCUGUGUGUGUGAGAGAGAGAGCAAGUGGAGAUUCUAGGGUUGGAUUUCAAUGGAGAUUGGCGAUAAUCCAAAAAAUAAAUACAGCAUAAUUGUCCCAACCUACAACGAGCGCCUCAACAUUGCCCUCAUUGUCUACCUCAUCUUCAAGCAUCUUAGGGAUGUGGACUUUGAAGUGAUUGUCGUCGACGAUGGUAGUCCUGAUGGUACUCAAGAAAUCGUUAAGCAAUUGCAGAAGGUUUAUGGCGAGGAACGAAUUUUGUUAAGACCGAGACCAAAGAAGCUUGGGUUGGGGACGGCUUAUAUUCACGGUCUGAAACACGCUACCGGUAAUUUUGUUGUGAUUAUGGAUGCUGAUUUAUCUCACCAUCCAAAGUAUUUGCCUAGCUUCAUCAAGAAACAAUCGGAGACUGGUGCUAGUAUAGUUACCGGAACCCGUUACGUUAAGGGUGGUGGCGUCCACGGAUGGACCCUAAUGCGCAAACUAACGAGUCGGGGAGCAAAUGUCCUUGCACAAACACUUCUAUGGCCAGGUGUAUCCGAUCUAACGGGAUCUUUUCGGCUUUAUCGAAAAUCGGUGCUUGAAGAUGUUAUUAGCUCGUGUGUUAGCAAGGGAUAUGUGUUUCAAAUGGAGAUGAUAGUUCGUGCUUCUAGAAAAGGCUAUCAUAUUGAAGAGGUGCCAAUUACAUUCGUUGAUAGAGUGUAUGGAACUUCAAAGCUUGGAGGAUCUGAAAUCGUUGAAUACCUCAAAGGACUUGUCUAUCUUCUUUUCACUACAUAGAAAAUCCCUUCAUUUUAACCUUUUUUUUUGGAUCUUUCACUAACCAGUUGUGUUUGAAUUUAUAUUUUGGUAAAAGGCUUUUUCGAGUUGUAUGAAAGAUUUAACUUUUUUUAGACUAUCAAAAUGUUAGUAUUGAUACGAAUAUUAAAUGAAUAUUUAAGAUAAACAUGAAGAAAAAAUUAAAAUAGGAAAUAUGAGUUUCAUAA